AUGUUUAUGUCACAGCGAAAGGUGAUUCAGUAUAGGAUACCUCUGGGCUUCACAUUCAGCUUCCCGUGCAAACAGGAGGGCCUGACCUCUGCCCGACUCACACAAUGGACCAAAGGAUUCAAGUGCUCCGGUGUUGAGGGCGAGGACGUGGUUCAGCUGCUCAGAGAAGCUAUUGACAAAAGACACGACAUAGACGUGGAUGUGAUGGCUGUUGUCAACGACACGACCGGUACGUUGAUGUCGUGCGCGCUCAAGAACCGGGAGUGUAGG
This is a messenger RNA of Medioppia subpectinata, 270 nucleotides long. The record is from the annotation of a GenBank genome assembly. NCBI's taxonomy places the organism in Eukaryota, Metazoa, Arthropoda, Arachnida, Sarcoptiformes, Oppiidae.